Molecule: messenger RNA, 1644 nt
Organism: Microdochium trichocladiopsis
Lineage: Eukaryota; Fungi; Ascomycota; Sordariomycetes; Xylariales; Microdochiaceae
Product: general substrate transporter
Exons: 2
Coding region: 1-1644 (547 amino acids)
Biological process (GO): carbohydrate transport; transmembrane transport
Cellular component (GO): membrane
Molecular function (GO): carbohydrate:proton symporter activity
Source: RefSeq, a predicted model, not a curated record
AUGGCUGGCGGUGUUGUCGUCGAGGGCACGACCAAUGUCGAUCGGGUCGAGGCCCCCAUCACAUGGAAGGCCUACCUCAUCUGCGCCUUUGCCGCCUUUGGUGGUAUCUUCUUCGGUUAUGAUACUGGUUGGAUGGGUGGUGUCUUGGCCAUGCCCUACUUCAUCAACCUCUACACCGGCAAGGAGUACAACUGGGUGGACAUGAAGCCUGUUGGCCCCAAGGAAGACUUCAAGCUCCCUUCCUCGACUCAGUCCCUCUUCACCUCCAUCCUCUCUGCCGGUACCUUCUUCGGCUCUCUGAUCGGUGCUGAUAUCGCCGACUUCAUCGGCCGUCGCCUCACCAUCAUUGGUGGCUGUGCCGUCUUCUGCGUCGGCUGCACUCUCCAGAUUGCCAGCACCAACCAGGAGGCCCUCUUCGUGCUCGGCCGUCUCAUUGCCGGUCUUGGUGUCGGCUUCAUCUCGUCGGUCGUCAUUCUGUACAUGUCCGAGAUUGCCCCCAAGAAGGUCCGCGGUGCCAUGGUCUCUGGCUACCAGUUCUGCAUCACCAUUGGUAUCCUCAUCGCCAACUGCGUCGUUUACGGCACCAAGGACAUGAACAACACCAGCUCUUACCGUAUCCCCGUUGGUAUCCAGUACCUCUGGGCCGUUGUCCUCGCUGGUGGUCUCUUCUUCCUGCCCGAGUCCCCCCGUUGGUAUGCCAAGCAGGGCCGACUUGAGGAGGCUUCCCUCGCUCUGUCCCGCGUCCGUGGCGAGGCCGAGUCGUCCGAGUACAUCAAGGACGAGCUGGCCGAGAUCAUUGCCAACCUCGAGUAUGAGUUGCGUGAGAUCCCCCAGACCAGCUACGUUGGCUCGUGGCUUGCCUGCUUCAAGGGCAGCCUGCUCAAGGGCAACAGCCCCAUCCGUCGUACCAUUCUCGGCACUGGUCUCCAGAUGUGCCAGCAGCUCACGGGUAUCAACUUCAUCUUCUACUUCGGCACUCCCUUCCUGACCCAGCUUGGCACGAUCGAGAACCCUUUCCUCAUCUCCAUGGUCACCACCCUCGUCAACGUUCUGUCGACCCCGAUCUCGUUCUACAUUGUCGAGAAGUUUGGUCGCCGCAACCUCCUGAUCUUCGGUGGCUCCUUCAUGGUCAUCUCCCAGUACAUUGUCGGUGCCAUUGGUGUUACCCAGGGUGCUAUCGAGGCUCACAACAAUGCUGCUGUCAACGCCAUGGUUGCCUUCAUCUGCCUCAACAUUGCCGCGUUCGCCACCACCUGGGGUCCUUGCGCGUGGGUCGUCGUCGGUGAGGCUUUCCCUCUGCCCAUCCGCUCGCGCGGUGUUGGUAUCUCGACCGCCUCCAACUGGUUCUGGAACACCAUCAUUGCCGUCAUCACCCCGUACCUUGUCGGCGAAGACGAGGCCAACCUCGGCUCCAAGGUCUUCUUCCUCUGGGGCUCGCUCUGCAUCCUCUCCGUCACCUUUGCCUACUUCCUCGUCCCUGAGCUCAAGGGUCUCUCCCUCGAGCAGGCCGAUAUGUGCAUGGCCGAGGUCACUCCUCGCCAGUCUGGCAAGUGGCGCCCCAGCCACACUUUUGCGGCCGAGAUGAACCACGUCGCCGUCAACGAGGAGAAGCCUCUUGCCAGCCACGCCCAGUCUGCCGUCUAG